Messenger RNA from Leucoraja erinaceus (little skate), 4531 nucleotides. It is a transcript of the gene nfxl1, whose product is annotated as nuclear transcription factor, X-box binding-like 1. Gene Ontology annotation, cellular component: nucleus. The transcript has 22 exons. The coding region runs from base 97 to 2793 and encodes 898 amino acids. NCBI's taxonomy places the organism in Eukaryota, Metazoa, Chordata, Chondrichthyes, Rajiformes, Rajidae. Gene Ontology annotation, biological process: regulation of DNA-templated transcription. The record is from RefSeq and is a predicted model, not a curated record. Gene Ontology annotation, molecular function: DNA-binding transcription factor activity, RNA polymerase II-specific; RNA polymerase II transcription regulatory region sequence-specific DNA binding; zinc ion binding.
AUGCCGCGUGUCUGCCGGGCAUGCGCAGUUGGUGGUGCUGGGACCUGGAUGGCCGGUGUGGGGACGCUGCAGUUGUAGAGGCGAGGGAGAGGGGCCAUGGAGCCCGCCUGGCGACAGGCUGGUCGGGGCCGCGGGCGAGGACGUGGGAGAGGCAAAACAAGCGCCGACCAAGUGCCCGGGACCAAAGGAGCAUCGCAGGCCGGCAGGAGCGAUGUCAGGCCCGCAAAUGGAAGGGGCUGCAGUCUUAGCACCGCCGCCAUCACCAGGUCAAGGAGUCAGCCUGACGCAAGCAAUGAGCUAUCAUCACUGAAAAGAUUUGAAGAAAUCCGUAAGGCUAAUCAAGCUGCAGUUCACAGGUUUGCUGAUGAAGACACUUCCUCUGAGGAAGAAGGAGGAGAUGAUUUUGAGAAUCAGCGAGGGAAAAUUGUUGCAUCAACAUUUACUUCAUAUUCAGAUCAUAUAGGCGAGGAGUCUUCCAGAGAACUGGAACGUACAAAACAAUAUUUGAAUGACGCAUUUCAGUCAGGGGCUCAAACAUGUCUCAUCUGCAUUGCCUCUGUUAAGAGGAACCAAGCUGUUUGGAGUUGUUUUCGUUGUUAUUGCAUAUUUCACAUGCCAUGUAUUCAAAAGUGGGCAAAAGACAGCAUUUUCCUUGUAUCCUCAGUGCUGGAUGAUGAUUUUGGAAAAAAAGAUCAUCCAUGGCCAUGUCCUAAAUGUAGGCAUCAGUAUGAACAAUCUCAAACUCCGACAAGAUACUACUGUUACUGUCGAAAAGUUGAAGAUCCACCACAAGACCCUUGGCUUGUCCCACAUUCCUGUGGCCAAGUUUGUGACAAAGAAUUUAAGCCUUUAUGUGGCCACAAGUGUCUUCUUUUAUGCCAUCCUGGUCCCUGCCCACCUUGUCCAAAGAUGGUCUCUAUAACGUGCUACUGUGAAAAGGCUAAAGCACUAUCCAGGCGAUGUAGUGCUAAGGGAUGGUCCUGUCAACAGCCGUGUGGUCGUUUGUUAUCUUGUGGACAGCAUAAAUGUGAACAUUUAUGUCAUGCAGGCAAUUGUCCAGAGUGUCCUCGUGUCAGCUGGCAACGAUGUUUGUGUGGCAGGAAAACAGCCGAGCAGCUAUGUGCUAGUCCUCAAUGGCAAUGUGAAGAGGUGUGCAGAAAAACUUUACCUUGUGGUCAUCAUACAUGUGAGCUGGUCUGUCACCGUGGGGCUUGUGGAAAUUGCCCACGAUCAGGAUUCAGGGUUUGUCCAUGUGGAAAAUCAAAAUCUGCACUGCCCUGCACAGAGGAUGUACCAACCUGUGGUGAUACAUGUGAUAGACAAUUAGAUUGUGGCCUACAUAGAUGUUCAAUGCGCUGCCAUCGAGCCCCCUGUGAGAUCUGCCGACAGGAAGUUGAAAAGCAAUGUCGCUGUGGGAAGCAUGUGAAGACGUUGUCUUGUCAUAAGGAAUAUCUGUGUGAAACAAAAUGUGCCAAAUUGCGGGAUUGCCAAAGGCAUCAGUGUAAAAAGAAAUGCUGUUCUGGCAAUUGCCCUCCUUGUGACCAAAGCUGUGGUCGAUCUCUUGGCUGUAGAAAUCACAAGUGCCCAUCAGCCUGUCACAGAGGUACUUGCUACCCUUGUCCAGAGACUGUAGAAGUUAAAUGUAAUUGCAGUGCAACUGUUAUAAUUGUACCUUGUGGCAGAGAACGUACUACCAAGCCUCCAAGGUGUAAAGAGCAAUGCAAGAAGCCAUCCACAUGUCAUCAUCCGAGUAGAGAGAAACACCGAUGCCAUUUUGGUCCUUGCCCUCCAUGCAAGCAGUCUUGCCAAAAUGCACAAACCACAUGUGCUCAUCUUUGCCCUGAACCAUGUCACGAUGAAGUGCUGGUUAAACAAAAAAAUCCUUGCCAACCCACUGGUCCUUGGGAACGACGUUCUGAACCAGCCUUCAUUCUAACUACGAUCCCUUGCCCAUCCUGUAUGGUUCCUAUUCCCACGGCUUGCCUGGGAAAACAUGAGAUAAGCCCUUUACCUUGUCAUGCGGCAAGGCCAUUUUCCUGUAAAAGACUUUGUGGACGGCACUUGUCGUGUGGAAAUCACACCUGUGCAAUAGAAUGCCAUGCAGUCACUACAGCGGAUGGAGGUGAUGAACAAAAGGCUGGUAAAGAAUGUCAGAUGUGUGAAGAAGCGUGUAGCCAUCCUCGGCCACCUGGUUGCAUUCAUCCGUGCACUCAGCCAUGUCACGAAGAUACAUGUGCUCCAUGUUCACAGAUGAUCCGAACAAAAUGUUAUUGCAAGAUGGCAACCCUUUAUGUGGAAUGCACAAAAAUGACUACAGCUGAUGCUAAAACUAAAAUUUGCCUUAAUUCCUGCAAAAAUCAAUGUCCUAAGCAGUUGUUAUGUGGACAUCGGUGCAAAGCAACCUGCCACCCUGGUAACUGUCCAGAGGGCUGCAACCAGAAAGUGAAGAUGAAAUGCCCCUGUAAGCGGUUAAAGAAGGAAAUACUGUGCAUGGUGGUGACUGAGGAGCAGGUCCUGGUGGAAUGUGAUGAUGUCUGUCAGGAAAUGAAGCAAAAGGCAUCUGAGAUGAAAGAAGCUGAAGAAAAAGCAGCUUUUGAAAAAGAAAAAUUGAAACAGCAGGUGGAAUUAGAAGCCUUUGAGAAAAGACUAAAAGGCCGUCGUAAGAAGAACAAGAGACGGGAUGCAGUAGAGACGAAAGAGACGGCUUGGCAGAAGUACAGGAAAUACCUGAUGAUCCCUAUCUGUGGAAUUGUUCUGGCAAUGCUUGCAUUUUAUCUAUUGCAACUCAAUUGAUAAGAUAAAAAGUCAUGGUAUGGCCAUAGAUAAUUAGGAGGCAGAAAUAUCUAUUUAAGAACUUUUUCUAAAAUUACAGAAGGAUGAAUCCCAUGCAAGGAUUUUUUUAACUCAAAUUUCCUCAAACCCUACAAAGAUUUGAAAAUAUCAGCAUUCAUAAUGUUAAAAAUGAUUAAUGCAUGUGGUAGUUCUUAACUUGAAUUUGUAUGAAAGCUGAGGUAACAUUUUUUGUCUACUUAGAUAUGUUGUGAUAAAAUUUCAUUGAAAUCUUGAGCAAGCGGCUGGAUCAUAUUCCUACACAUAUGGAAAUUAAAUUUGUUGCAAAAAAGGCUACUUAUAUAAAUUAUAUUACAGCUGUUUAUUUUAUUUCUUCCUCUGAGAAUCUGUGUUUAGACUGGCCAAUUUAAAAUAUCCAAUUUGUUUUCUUUGGCUAAUAUAGCAUUUUUAUUUUUUAUUCUUUCUGUUUACUGUUCAGUGCAAGUGCAAUCAAAAAUAAUUAUUGUCAACGUAGAUGACCCAAGCCAACUAAAAAUCUGUAAAUUGAUAAUCUCUCCUUGAAUUAUCGUUGUGAUUUGAGAUCAAACGAAUAGUUGGGAUUCUUUUGCACAGUUCGCACAGUGCUUUGAAUGAUCAAAAUACAACAACAACUUGGAAAAUAAAAAGCUUUGAAACAUGGAUGGUAUUUUUCAAGCAUGUAAUCAUUUAACAUGUAUGCCCAUGUUGGCAAACUACCAAUUUAUCAUGACCUUUGUUUCACCAUCCAAAAGUAGAUUUUGUCUUUUAGAUCAGUGUUAAACUUUGUAUUUUGAUCCAUUGGUUAUGUAGUUCUAUUUACUUUUUAAUUAGUAAUUUGAAUAUACCAUUAAUUUAAAAAUAAUUCAAAAAUUGCCUAAAAGCAGACUGUAAAUUUGUAAUUUCUGCAGGAAAUUACUGGUAAACAUCAAAUAAAGCAUUGAGGGUAUUUAAUUAAGGAAAACUCAAAUGGUUUACAUUGUGAGUCAUAUUGUAUGCCCUGAACUGGAAUUUAAUGGCAUUCUGCUAAAUGUUACCUUAUUUUCAUUGAUAUGUGAUUUAUUUGUUUUGGAUUUAUAGCAGUAAUCUUUUCCACUGUACUGAGUAACUUUUGUUCUGCAGAAUAAAACUGAAGAUAAUCCAUUUACUAGAAAAGUGGCGUAAAGAUCCUUUGCAAUGUAAUCAGUUUCCUUGUGCAUUUUGAUAAGGUGUCAUUGCAGACCACGAGGAAGGAGAGCUUUAUAAAUGUCUGAGCUUUCUAUCUACUAAUUACUAAUUUCUGUACUUGAUUCUGUUAAGAAACUAAAGCUUUUUUUGAACUUGUACAUCCAUGAAGGAUUUUACCUUGAGGUGUGUUAAUAGGUUUUCUCAUAUUUGGAUGCAAUUUUCUUGACGUACGAAGAUUGAAUGAGAAAUAUGUUGUGAAGUUGUCAAGAAUUGCAAGCCACUUUCAGUUUUUAAUUUAUAAAAUCAAUUUUUUCCACUUUCCAAACUUGUUCAUUGAAGUUCUUUGUAGGGUAUCAUCACCUAAAUUCAAACUAUGUAUUCAGAAUACUAGAAAAUGUUUAUUGAGUGAUCUUGGCACAUUUGUUACAGUCUCCCGAGUACAACCCAUACAAAUACUAAAUUUGGUUAAAAAAAAUCUUUGGAUAAGCCUUCCUGUUUAAUCAAACUUGUUAAUUAACAGUAAUCAAUAAACAAAUUCCAGUGCUUAACCAGGCUUGGG